ACAGUUCAAAAUUUUAUUUUCAUUUACAAGAAACUCUCAAUUUUUCAGAAACACCACAAUGAGAGUACCUCACACUGUUCCUGACAAUACUCUCAAGGCGUAUGAGCCCUCCGAGCCGACCCUGACCCUAGUAGGGGAACGCAAUCGACGACUGAGGGCGGAGAAUUGGACAUGGGACGAGACCAUCCCCCCUUCCCUGGUCGAGGAGUGCAUCCGUUUCUUCGUCUCACAGUUCGACGACCACAAAAGAGUUCUUCCUUUUCUGGAGGAUGACAACAUGAUUCUUCUUUUGGAAACCCUCCCUACGACUCUGCCAUUGGAGAUAGUCAUAUAUCUAAUACCGGACGGGAUCUACUGGAAACGUCGCUGCAACGAUACUUGGUCUACCAUGAACGAUGUGACAAAUUACGGUAACUCUUGGAAAAGAAUGUUUGCAGAGAGAUAUGUUGAAGACUUUAUAGAAUCAGAGGAGCCUGGGUACACGGAUUGGGUCGAGGUGGGGAACACCUUGAAACUGUGCUGUCCUUUCAUAAAGAAACUAGAGAUCUCCCAAUUACAACCUCCGAGAGUAAUGGAGGCUCCUGCCGACCCACCGGAUCUCUGUAAAUCUGAAGACUUCAUUCCAGAACAUCUCGAUCUCAGUCCUAUUCUAACGAUACUGGAGAAUUUGGAAGAGCUGAACUUGCAGUUCGGAGUCAAAGAUAUUGGAAUGAAAUUCACUUUUAAGUGCUUCAGCGUUCACAAUAAGGAUAUAGAAAGAUUGGCCAAGGGGUUAUCACUUUCAAAAAGAUUGAAAAUAUUACGUAUUUCGUGCAGCGAUAUCGACGACAGUAAGUUGAAUACUAUUUUGAAAGGUUUAGAACAUUGUGAUGUUUUUGAAGAGCUUGAAAUUGCUCAUUGUAAGAUAACCGACGAGGGUGCCAAAGCUCUAGGGUAUUUUGUCACCAUGAAAAUGUCUCUGAAACAUUUGAAACUGCAGAAUAAUUUGAUCGCCGCUGAAGGAGCUCAAGGCUUGGCUUACGCUUUGACAGCUAUUGAAAAAGCGGAGUUAGAAACACUUGACUUAAAGUUUAACUUGAUUGGUGAGGAGGGUGGAAAAUAUAUAUCCACCUCUCUGGCAAAGAGUAGGUAUCCACAACACCUUAUCUUGGCCGGAUGUGGACUGGGAGAGGAAGCUGGGAGAGAUCUUGUGAAUAUGUUGAAAGUAAAUACCACUUUGGCCACCAUGGACCUGACCAACAAUGCACUCGGAGUUGAGGUGGGCGAAUCGAUGGCUAAAUGUUUGGAGAAUAAUUUCACCAUUUUACAGCUAGACGUACGAAACUGCGGUUUUGAGGAGGAAAGCGAAAAGUUAAUUCACCUCAUGACCUUCAGAAACAGGGAGAAGGUCCGGAAGCGUCUGGACUCAAUGAGAAGUACGGUCACUGAAGAAGGAAGGCGGCCAACGACUUUUAUUUUGGAUGACAUUUAAAAAUUGAUUAAUUUAUAAUGAUUAUAUAGUUCACUGAGAUAGUCUGUCACAACUUCACAAUUUACAUCUAUAUCUAACAAGCUAUAUAUCUAACCAGCUGAACCAUAUUUUGGUAUCGUUGAUCAAACUAUUUAUAUCCAUGUGUGAAAACGUAUUUUAUUUAAGAAGUGCCUGUACUUUAACACAAGGACAAAUUUGUAAAUUAUAGCCUUGAUAAUGUAAUACAGCUAUUCAAAUCAUCUCGUGAUUUUUUCGAUGACAAUUUUUUUUACCUACUAUAUUUUAUAAAAAUUUUAAAUUACAAUGUUUAAAAAGAAUGUCAGGUUUUAUGGCAUUUGUAACAUUUCUGUUCAAAAAUAAAUAAAGGAGACACUACUGUUGGUAUUUUCCAAGUACUUACACCAACUUAUACCUAAUAUCUGACAACGUUGUUAAAUACUGCAGGCUAUAUUUGUUCCACAUCACUAUUUAUAGUGUAUUAUAGAAACUACACCAGCUAUACUAUAAUAUUUUGAUAAAAUUAGGGCCCUAAUAACUAACUGUUAACUCAUUUAUACUGUUGUUGUGUUUGUUAAAUCCUUAUUGUUAAUGUCUAUUGAAUAUCGUAUUUAACCGCAGAUUUGUUAACUUUUGACAGUGCUUUUCAGGUACUUAAAUUACCUGUUGUGAUUUUGUUAUCGUUAUCAAUCAACUUGUUAUUGCAUAAAAUUUUUAAAUCAUAUUUGUAAUUUUGUA
Homalodisca vitripennis (glassy-winged sharpshooter) is the source of this 2206-nucleotide messenger RNA. RefSeq names its product dynein regulatory complex subunit 5-like. The coding region runs from base 59 to 1471 and encodes 470 amino acids. Gene Ontology annotation, molecular function: GTPase activator activity; small GTPase binding. The transcript has a single exon. Gene Ontology annotation, cellular component: perinuclear region of cytoplasm; nucleus; cytosol. Lineage: Eukaryota; Metazoa; Arthropoda; Insecta; Hemiptera; Cicadellidae. Gene Ontology annotation, biological process: activation of GTPase activity; nucleocytoplasmic transport. The record is from RefSeq and is a predicted model, not a curated record.